Durio zibethinus is the source of this 2190-nucleotide messenger RNA. The record is from RefSeq and is a predicted model, not a curated record. NCBI's taxonomy places the organism in Eukaryota, Viridiplantae, Streptophyta, Magnoliopsida, Malvales, Malvaceae.
ACCAAUAAUUGAUCAUUCUCCUAAGACACUCUGUACUCAAGCUGGCAACACUGUCUCCUUCCUUCCACUUCCCUUUUCUUCUCUGAUUCUUCCCCCAUUUUCGCUUCAUCCCACAUUUAAUUUCCUUAAACCCUAACCCUAAAUUUCCUCAUUGUAUUGUAAAUACCCUUAAAAAAUCCCCCAAUCUCCAUGCUCUAACACAAAAUUCCUCUACAAAAAAGAAGAAAAAAAGAACGAAGAAAUUAUGAUUCCUUUAAUUCCUACCAUAUUUCUUCACUUUAUUUUAAUCGUCACGGUUGCCAACGGCGAGCAGGAUUCAAUUUACGAGAUCCUAAAGGCACAUGGGUUGCCCAUGGGGCUGCUUCCGAAGGGGAUAACCCGAUUUGACUUCGACGAUGGGGGCCGGUUUGAGGUCCAUUUGGAUCAGGCUUGUAAUGCCAAGUUUGAAAGUGAGUUGCAUUAUGAUAGGAACGUGUCGGGGACUUUGAGUUACGGGCAGAUCGGGGCUUUGUCGGGGAUUUCGGCUCAAGAAUUGUUUCUUUGGUUCCCUGUUAAAGGGAUUCGGGUCGAUAUUCCGAGCUCGGGUCUUAUUUAUUUUGACGUCGGUGUCGUUUUUAAGCAAUUUUCGUUGUCGUUGUUCGAAACGCCGAGGGAUUGUUUGGCGGUUCGAGAUUUAGAAUUGGUUAAUUCGAUCCGAGAUGGCAAAUUUUUGGCUGAAGCAAUUGCCAAGAGUCAAUCUGCGAAACUUCGAUAUGAACUUGAUCAAGAAAAUUUUGGGAGGAACGAUAUGUAGAAAGGUGGACAAAAGAGGUUGUGCAAUAGCUCAAUCAGUUUAGCUAUCAAGCGUUUUCUUAGGGCCCCAUGUCCCUCCACGUUGUAAAUUUUCGUCGGAGAGUCUGCUCUAGGAGGUCGUUACGCUUCCAUCCUGUGUGCUUUGCUUGCGUUUUUUUCUUUAUUCUAUAUGGUGCAGAGUCGUCGACAUGCCAAGUCCAGCUGGCUCCUUUCUAUGCGAGGAUGGCCGAUGAGGAGAAAAUGAAAGAUUGGAAUGCUAUAUUUUCGAUGAUCUUCAUGGUUGGUUUACCCUAUGGAAGAUAAAAUGAUGAUGGGAGCAUUUAGUCGGCGAUUUCAGGUGAUAAAAUCUACGAAAUUUUAUUCAUAUGUUAAAAUUUUCAUUGUAUUAUGAAUAUAAGCACGGUUGUUAAAUUGAGUCACUUUUUGUUGUAGUCAAAGAUUCUAGAUUGAGGAGACAAGAACAAGUUCAAGAAUCAAUUAUGAUAUAAAGUUCAAUAAUAAAACUUUCUUGCUUCAUUUCCAUUAUUUAUUGUUUGGUUAACAUUUUAAAGGCCAUGGUAUGCUUGAAUAUUGUGUUUCAGCUGUUUUGUUGAUUAUUUCUAAUAUUUAGUUUCCCCCUGUUCUGUAUCAGUUAUGUGUAAUCUAUAUCAUGUCACUGAUGAGUGAAAUGGAGGGAACUAUUGGUGGGCGUACUGAGGACAUUGUUAUUUUAUUGUCUUUUUUUUUUCCCCUUUUCCUUUUCUUUAAAGGGACUUACAUUGUUAUGCUUAGGUAAAAACCUCGGUAGAAUCUGUUUUCAUUGUCAAGAGUCUGAACAGGGGUUUGUGACUUUGUGUAGGGAUGGUCAUGGGAAUAUAUUUCUCCCAAGGAUUUUGAGCUAGCACUCUCUUCUCCAAAAAAAAGAUUGAGUGUACAUUUUUUCCUUUUAUCUUCUUUGGCUUUGGGUUGGGAUGUUAAAGCUUUUGCAAAAUUAGUGUUAACUCUUGGGGGCUGUAAUGCCAUGUGCUUAUUUUCUGGGCAUGCAAUGAAGUAGUGAGAAGCUUUUUGAAAUAGCUUAUUUUCGUAUUUAAGUUAAUGGAUUUUGGAUCAGUUAAUAUCCAAAAUCAGAGAAUCACUGCAUAUGUGGUAUACUUCAGUACACAUUUCUGCAUCAUGGAGUUUGGUUAGAUUUUCUAUAUCUGUUAAAUGUAUAAUCUGUCCCUUCUUCAUCCUUAAUUAUCCAUCCCCCCCCCCCUCCCCCAUGUAAAAGCAUGUAGAUUGUCAUAUGAGAUAGUAGAUGCAUACCAAUCUUGUAAGCAAUCAUAUCUUCACCUUGAACAACUUGGUAGUGCAAUAUCGAAUAAGAAAUUAGAUGUGCCUAAGCUAUAAGCACUCAAGCUUGGGAUGUUUCAUCUGAGA